Messenger RNA from Musca domestica (house fly), 918 nucleotides. RefSeq lists its product as uncharacterized. The record is from RefSeq and is a predicted model, not a curated record. Gene Ontology annotation, molecular function: N-acetyltransferase activity. The transcript is spliced from 4 exons. NCBI's taxonomy places the organism in Eukaryota, Metazoa, Arthropoda, Insecta, Diptera, Muscidae. The coding region runs from base 144 to 881 and encodes 245 amino acids.
UGAAAACAAUAUUAAUCACAAUUUAGUUGGAAAAUAUUGGGGUUGGAAGGCGGUCGUUUCCGAAGAGUUGCAAAAGGAAAUUUUGAAAAACAACACAUUUUAAAAAAUUUUAAGAUUAUUUAAAGAAGAGAAGAGUUCACGGAAUGGCUUCCAAGGAGUGUUUGAAACUUAUCUGUGAUGGUGACAUUGAAAUUGUGCGAAUUACCGAGGAUUUGUACGAUGGGACAAUUGAGCUUUACCAAAAUUAUUUCAUGAAAUAUGAAAAUGUUAGCAUUGCCUGUGAGCUAUUGGAAUCCCCCGAAACCAUUGCAGAGAUGGAGAAAUUAAUCCGAGCCAUACUCAAGGAUAAUAUCUCCUUUGCGGCGCGAAAUGUUAAGACCAAGCAGUUGGUGGGCAUGUGUAUCAAUAAAAUGGUGAACCCCUCUGCCAACAUAACCCUCGACGAGGUUUUCGAUUCCUUUAAAACCGAAAACAUGAAAGCAGUUGGAAACUAUCUACACUAUGUGGAAUAUACCUAUGAUAUAAGUAAGGAGUGGCAGAUCGAUUGUUGGAUCGAAUUAUCAUUUCUGGCAACACGAACGGAAUAUGGUCGGAGAGGUAUUGCUUUGGCGCUCUCUGAAUAUCUCAUGGAAUAUGCCAAGAAAUUGAAAGAUGGUCAUGAUGAGGAGGUUGGAAAGUUACCCGACCACAUCAAGGAUCAGAGACCUGGGGCCAUAACAGCAGCAUUCACGUCAAGAUUUUCCCAGAAAAUUGGAGAAAAAUUACAAUUUGAAACCCUGUUUGAGGUGGAGAAUUCAGAGUUGUCAUUUCGUGGCAUAAGUUACGCGGCGAAAAUUGAUCCAAUACACAAGUAUUCGAGAUUUGCUGCAAAGAAAUUGUAAAAUAUGGAAUUUUUAGUAGUAAAUAAGGGAUAAUUGU